Molecule: messenger RNA, 2567 nt
Organism: Mycena citricolor
Lineage: Eukaryota; Fungi; Basidiomycota; Agaricomycetes; Agaricales; Mycenaceae
Source: the annotation of a GenBank genome assembly
GCCACAGAAGCACCGACAUGCCGAUAAGGCCAACUCUCCCAGGCGCCAGGCCUAGCUCCGCACUGCGAUGGCCUCCAAGUUUUCUGGCCGGGUUCUACCUUUCGCAACGCAGGAACGGGUCCCCAAGUCCUCGGUCCUGAUCUCGGUCCUGCUGGUGUCAUGCUCAAUGAUCACCUCAACGACGUUUGGAUACGACGGCUCUAUGAUAAAUGGGUUGAAUAUCCUUCCGUCAUACGCGAACUACUUUGAGCUUAACACGGUCACCACAUCGCUCAACACCGCGUCUGUUUGGAUUGGAGGCAUUCUCGCUGGAAUUUCGUAUGGCAAGGUCACAGACAUCAUCGGUCGCCGGCCUGCGCUCUUCUGGGCGGCUGUUAUUACUAUCAUCGCUGUGAUCCUCCAGACCGCAGCGCAAAACAUCGCGAUGUUCGUGGUCGCGCGCAUCAUCAUCGGGUUUGGAACUUCAGCAUCGGCGCUCACUGGGCCGGCAUAUCUUGCAGAGACGCUUCCCUCCAAGUGGCGGGGCUGGGGGCUGGGGGUCUUCAACGACUUCUACUACGUCGGUGGACUGAUCGCAGCGGGCGUGACGUAUGGCACCUCGUUCAUGCCUUCCACCUGGGCCUGGCGCAUUCCGUCUGCAGUGCAGGGUGUUUUCAGCAUCCUUUGCAUCGUGAUCCUUCCCUUCAUACCGGAAUCGCCGCGGUGGUUGGCGUAUCAGGGACGGACCGAGGAGGCUCUCGUCGUCGUCGCACUUACUCACGCGAACGGCGAUGUCAACGACGAGGCCGUCCAAAUGCACUACAAGGAAAUUGUCGACGCUAUCGAGACCGAGAAACACGCACCGGACCCGCUGUCGAUGAAGCAGAUGUUCCAGACGCCCUCGGCACGGAAACGAAUUAUACUGGGGUCUUCUGUUGCUGUCUUUAGCACGGUCGCUGGAAAUGUGAUCGUUUCGUACUAUCUUGGACAGAUGCUCGACAAUGCCGGGAUCACCAGCAGCACCACCCAGUUACAGAUCAACAUCAUCUUGAAUGCAUUCUGUCUGGUCUGCUCCCUGGCAGGAACGUACUUCGUUGACCGCAUCGGCCGUAAAAGCACAGCAGUGAUCAGCAUCAGCUCUUUGACGAUUUUCCUCUUCCUAGUCGGGGCGUUGACGAAGACCUUUGGAACAUCGACGAACAACGCCGGAAUCUAUGCGACUGUGGCGAUGAUAUUCCUGUUCCAAGGGGCGUACAGCUUCGGAUGGACGCCUUUGCUGUACGUCUAUCCGCCGGAAGUCUUGAAUUACGCAGUCCGAGCCAAUGGGAUGGGUGUCUUCCAAAUCGUCUUGAAUGGCACAGCGCUGAUGGCGGUGUUCGCUUUCCCCAUUGCUGUGGCCAACAUCGGAUGGAAGACUUAUGUAAUCAACGCAGCUUGGAAUGCGCUCGAGGUUCCAUUUGUUCUGUGGUACUGGGUGGAAACAGCCGGAAAGAGCCUGGAGGAGAUUGACGAGUUGAUUGAUGGAAAACAGGUCUUUGGUGUUCCGGAUCUCGAGGCCGAGCCUGAGGACACCGUUGCCGACGAGAAGUAGCAUUUACUUAUGAUGUAAUCUGUCGCCUGGCAACGUGUCAAAUCUAUGGGGCCCUCUUGGCGACGUAUCCGUUCCCUUCUCCCACUCUUUUCCCACUUUUACUUUCACGCCAGGAGCAGCGCUCUUCAUCUACUACCUUCACGCACGUCGUUCAUAAAUUCACAAUGCACUUCCUCGCUCUCGCUACCGCCGCUGCGUCCCUGGCUUCCGCCGUCUCUGCCGCUACCAUCACGGUCGCCGUUGGCCAGAACGGUCUGACAUACACCCCCUCCAACGUGACUGCAGCAGUGGGCGACGUUGUGGCUUUCAACUUCUUCCCGAAGAACCACACCGUUACUCAAUCAUCCUUCGCCAGCCCCUGCGCUCCCUUGGCCAGCGGUAUCAGCUCCGGGUUCCAGCCCGUGGCAUCAGGUGCUGCCACCAUCCCCCAAUGGAGCUUUACCGUGAAUGACGCGAGCAAGCCCCUGUGGUUCUACUGUGCUCAGGUCGGACACUGCGCCGGAGGCAUGGUCUUCUCCGUGAACGCACCCGCGACAGGCAACACGUUCGACGCCUUCCAGGCUGCCGCCAAGGGUGGUGCUGCCACCACUUCUUCCGGCUCCUCCAGCGCCGCUGCCCCUGCUGGAUCCGCCUCAGCCGCAGCUGGUGGUGCGGUCGCCUCAGCUGGCGGUGCAGUCGCCUCAGCUGCGGCUGGUGCGGCCGCCUCUGUCUCUGCCUCCGCUGGCGCCCCGGCAGCGUCCACGGCGGGUGCGAUGAUGACCCGUGCGGGUGGCAUGAGUCUCAUUGCUGCCGGUGUUGUCGCUGGUCUGCUGCUGUAAGCGGGGACACGGUGGCUCCUGAGUGCGCAUUGUGUUUUUGGGAAUCUCUACUCAGAGUUGGGACACUAUCGUACCGUAGUGUGGCUAGUCCAUGUUACAUUGUACAUAUCUACGUGCUACAGUCGCGUAGCGGGAAUACAAAUAAACUCGAUAAAACUGAGUCAAUUGACACAAUCACG